Messenger RNA from Cheilinus undulatus (humphead wrasse), 5176 nucleotides. RefSeq names its product AGBL carboxypeptidase 5 (gene agbl5). Bases 147 to 3098 code for a protein of 983 amino acids. Lineage: Eukaryota; Metazoa; Chordata; Actinopteri; Labriformes; Labridae. The transcript has 17 exons. Gene Ontology annotation, molecular function: zinc ion binding; metallocarboxypeptidase activity. The record is from RefSeq and is a predicted model, not a curated record. Gene Ontology annotation, biological process: proteolysis; protein deglutamylation.
GCAGCAUCGAGAGCAAUGAAUUAAGGGUAGAGAAGGACGAUGACAACAAAUAUGGACAUCGAUUGAAAAUAACCAAGCUGGCUGGUCAGACCUCUGACAAGCACUACACACAGAAAUCUUAAGGAAGAAAAAAACAGGGCAAAACCAUGGAGGCCCGCUUUGGUAAUAUCAUAUUCAGCUCCAAGUUUGACUCAGGAAACUUGGCUCGUGUGGAGAAGGUGGAGAAGGGUAGCUCCAGCCCUCCUGGUGAUGUUGCUCCAGUUGGGAGUGUGCCCUCAGGAUCUAACAUUACCCCUGAUUAUGAGUUCAAUGUGUGGACGCAGCCAGACUGUGCAGGAACUGAACAUGAAAAUGGAAACAGAUCAUGGUUUUACUUCAGUGUGCGUGGUGCAGCACCCGGGAAGUUACUGAAGAUCAAUGUGAUGAACAUGAACAACCAGAGGAAGCUCUACAGCCAGGGCAUGGCACCUCUUGUACGCACUUUACCGGGCAAAAACCGAUGGGAAAGGAUCCGAGACAGACCCACCAAUGAGAUUGUAGAUAACCAGUUCAUAUUGUCAUUCACUCACCGGCUGUUGGAGGUGCGAGGAGCCACCACUUACUUCUCCUUCUGCUUCCCGUUCUCUUACACUGAGUGUCAGGAGAUGCUACAGCAGUUUGAUAAGAGCUACACCAAUGCUGCUCAACUCAGCCCGAGCAGUGCACCUGGCACCGUGUAUUAUCAUAGGGAGUUGCUGUGCGAGUCCCUCGAUGGCAAUAGGGUGGACCUGCUCACUGUGACCAACUGCAGCGGCAUGCAGGAGGAGAGAGAACCACGUCUGCCUAAGCUUUUUCCAGACACCAAUACUCCAAGACCACACUGCUUCCCUGGCAAAAGGGUUUUUUUCCUUAGUAGUCGAGUGCACCCUGGGGAGACUCCCUCAUCCUUUGUUUUUAACGGUUUCCUGACCUUUAUCCUAAGAAGAGACGACCCUCGUGCACAUGUGCUUCGGAACAUGUUUGUGUUCAAACUCAUUCCCAUGCUCAACCCAGAUGGAGUUGUUCGUGGACAUUACAGGACUGAUUCUAGGGGUGUAAACUUGAACAGACAAUACCUAAACCCCAGCCCAGAGCUACACCCUUCUAUCUAUGCAGCCAAAUCACUGCUGCUCUACCACCACACACACAACCGUGUACACAACAUGCAGUCUAAUACUCACUGCAAUAGCCCUCCAUGCACACGAACCCCUCCUCUUAACAUCAAACCCUCCAAUCAGCAUCAAUCCCCCCCCUUCACUGCACUUGAAGUCAGCUUAAACCAACGAAAUGCUGAGAAGGAUGCAAUUCCUGCAGUACCAGAGGUUCCCAUGGUAACAGAGGAAAACGAUUGGGACUCCACUGAGAUGGGGAAGGGGGAUGAGAACAGCUCGUCGAGCUCCUCAGAGACUGUAGCACCUGUUAAUGUGGAGGUAACUGUGCCAGAGGAGGAGGAGGAACAGGAAACGAUUCCACCGCAGGAAGGGGGUGUGGCUUAUUAUGUGGACUUGCAUGGCCAUGCUUCUAAACGGGGAUGCUUCAUGUAUGGAAACAGCCUUCCUGAUGAGAGCCAGCAGGUGGAGAACAUGCUAUACCCGAGGCUCAUUGCUGUGAACUCUGCCCACUUUGAUUUCCUGGGUUGUAACUUUUCAGAGAAAAACAUGUACGCACGAGACAAAAGAGACGGCCAGUCAAAAGAGGGUAGCGGGAGGGUCGCCAUGCACAAGGCCAUCGGGCUGCUUCACAGCUACACAUUAGAGUGCAACUACAACACAGGAAAAUCCAUGAACACCAUUCCCCCUGCUUGCCAUGACAAUGGAAGGGCAACCCCUCCUCCACCUCCAUCAUUUCCUCCGAAAUACACUCCGGAAAUAUUUGAACAGGUUGGGCGUGCCGUUGCUGUGUCAGCCCUUGAUAUGGCAGAAUGUAAUCCCUGGCCACGGCUGGUGCUGUCGGAGCACAGCUGCCUCACCAACCUCCGAGCUUGGAUCCUCAAACAUGUCCGCAACACCAAAGGCCUGAACACACACAACCACGCCCAUCCUCCAGUAAGAAUACAUCACAAUGGCAGCAGGGCGUCACCGCCCAAGAGCUUAAACAACUGUCUGUCAGGCUCAACGUCAGAGAACACCCUCAGUCGAGUUCGCUGCAACAGUCACAGCAGCAGCAGCCAGACUCCCUCCCCAAAGAUGCACAACUCCCCGAGCUUUACUUUCGGCUGUCCCGCACCUCGAUCCAACUCGCAGCACAAUAACGCUCACACCAGCGGACGUGGAGGCAACAAGACACUCGGGCCGGUCAGAGACCCUAAGGCUCUGGAGAAAAGACGCACCCCCCACCACCGCUCCAUCCUCCGGUCUCCCAGCAACAGCCACACACCCUCCCGCCCCCCACACUCACCCCCUUCCUCCUCCUCUUCCUCGUCUUCCUCAGUGUGUGCUGCAGGCUCGUGCCCCCUCCCGGCCUCCGUCAGUAUGACAGGCCUCAGUUGCCCGGACUUUCAGACUGGUGCACCCAGUUCACCCGGCUGGUCCAGGAUGCCUUUCCCCAUGCGUGCUGGGCGUGUGGGGAGAGGAUGCCGAACUCUCACCAUCACUCAUCCCCCUUCAGAAGCUUCCACCGAGGCUGCUAAAGACAUCGGGCCUGAACACAUCCUGUCAUCCAUCAAGUUUAGCAAAUGUGAGCUACAACCUGCCGUGAGCCGCAUCCCCAUCCGAAGAGUGGGCUCCAUCGAAACCACCGCCACAAAUGACAGUAAAUCAUUUUCAACCAGCAUUAACCCAGUUUCACCAGGAGAAAAGGACAGGUCAGCCACCAUGAAGGUCUGGAAGCUGCUCAAACCUGGCCUCCAUCGACACCUGUCUCUGUCAGGCGUUUCAGGAAAAGAGGCUGCCAUUCAGCUGGCCUCUAAAGCACUAAAGAAGAAGAGCAGUGACAGGAGUUUCUACUGCAAAGGAAAUACAAUCAUAGAAACCGCACCAGAGAAGGAUGACCCUCUGCAGCAGAUUGAUGAGACACCGGUGAUGCCUCCUCCUGAGACUGUGAACAUUCGAGAAACAGUGACCCUGUGUGGAGAAGCAUAGGAACUGCUUCCAAGAGACACUUUGAUACAACUGUAAUUGAUUUAUAUGGGCAUAGUUAUUUGGGUGAACAUUUUUAAAGGAAGAAACAUGAUGGGAGUCCAUCAUCAGAGGAAGGUAAAUUGGAAUGUUUUAAUGUGCAAUACAAUAUUUUUAACAUUAUCUAUACACAUAUUCCAGAAAAUGUGUAAUAUUUGUAACCAAUGCAGUUCAACACGGUCAGACUCCGACACACCUGUUCAGUAAAACUAACAAGUAGAGCAGCUUUACUGGAGCAGCUGGGGGCCAAGUGCCUUUCUCAAUGAUAUCAAAGCAGAGAGAGAAGAACAUGUAAGAACACCCUCCAGCUGAUCAAUGAUCUAUAGACUUGAAACAACCUUAAACAUUUCAUUUAUCACUGUACCUCACAUAUUUCUUUGUAACAGUUUAGUCCUUUUCUUCUUCUCACCCUCCUCCACAUGGAUGGUUAAUGCACUCAGACCGACACUGUAAUGCACUGAUAUGUAUUUUCACAUUUCACAUUCAGCCACUUCUGCUUUUAAAGCAAAUGGUUGAUUCUCACUUGGACUGAUGAGCACAGCAGCACCUUUACAACCUUCAAAUAUCCACUCUUAGUACAGACACUAAAAUGUGAGUGAAGUGUGUUUUCUCAUUAUUAAAGAGGGUUUUGUGCUUUGCAUAUAGUGUAUGUGAAAAGUAUUCACCUACCUUAUCAUUGUUUGUUAUACUUAUUAAAAAAAUAGCAGGAUGUCAAAGUCUAAAAAGGCACUGAGCUUCAUAAGUAGGAAUGCACUGCACUGCAUUGAUUUUACAUGGUAUCUCAGUAGAUACUGGCCUUUUGACAAACAUCUGACAUAGAUAAUGUGGCAUGACCUGAUGACAUUAACAGAUUUGAAGCUCUUGUUUGCAUCAAUUUAUUGCUGACAUCUAGUACAUCUAACUGCUGAUUCAAAUAAGAUAUUUUUGUUUUACUGGGCAGAAAGAUGUUGGCUUUGUGGGAAUCUUAACACCAGAACAUGUAUUUAAAAAAGCAUCUUUAAGACAAUGUUCAUAAGAACAGUAGUAUUGGCCCUGAUUUCACAAUCAAAAAUAUGCAUAUGACUGAAAAUGUAUACCAUACAAAUGAUUUUUUUGCACACUAAAGAGGAGAAAACAGGCACUCCAAGCAGGAAAAAACAGGUAAGGAAAUAAUUCAAUGGUUGAAACAUGUUAGCUUUGUAAUAGUGAGGUUUUUUUAAAAUAAUUUCUUAACUCAUUUUUACAUUUUCAUGUUUGGAGUGCCUGUUUUUCUCUUAUUUUCCCCCCUGCUUUGUCAUUGAGCAGCCCUUUUUCUCUAAAAAUAUAUUUUUUACUAGCAUGGCUAAACACUUAAACUGAAUAGAGUUUGUGUCAAAAACACAAGGGCACUAAUAAAAAAAUAGCUUACCAGUUGUAAAGACGGAAAAAAUCCAUUCCCAGAAAAGCUGAUACAACAGCUAGGCAACAAAAUAUUGAACAGUUGUUUAUCCACAUACAGCAGCCCACCUUAAUAUGUGUUUUGUAUAAACACGUGGAAAUAACUGUCAAGAUAAAUGCAGUAAAAUAAGGUGAUCUGAACUUUUGCAGACAACCAGAGAAAUGUUGACAUAUUUUCGUUACCUUGAGGUAACGAGAUGCUACAAGUCCAAAGUUAAUACAGACCUAAAAUAUAGAUGAACAGAAUGAGUUGUUGCCAAAAGUAAAGCUAAAUUUGUUAAAUUUUUGUUUUUUUUUCCCUUGAUCAGUAGUCUAGUAAUGCCUAUAGUGGUUUAAUUAAAUAUUUUAAAGUUAAAUGGUUAAAAAAUACUUUAUGCACACUACCUUUGCAUUCAAUAUAUUUUCCUUUUCACAUUCCUGAAGAGAUUUAGUUCCAGAGCACACCAAUAUGAGAGCAUAUCCCUUAAAGAUAAACUGUAUUUUCAUUUGGUAUAAAUAUUUUCUGUUAGGCAAACUCUCUGUUAGCUCUUUUUAAAUGUAAUUCACAUCUCUGACUGAUCUGACUCUGACCAAAUUAAUUAUACUGUGAUGGUAUAAUACUGUUUCGGAACUCGAGGCAGACUUUA